AUGUACAACAGUCCUAUUCAGGACUACAAUUACAAGGACAAUCAUGCCUCACCUACCUAUGAAGUGACUCCUGGGUUCAUACCUCUCAUAGUGCUACUCUGUAUGUUAAACGCAACAGCCAUCUACACCAAGCGGUCCUCUACAGCACAAAGCUGCGUAAGCACCAAGGAACAUGGUUACCAUGUGAAGUGGAAGCACUGAGUAUUGCUGCUUCUGUCAAAAACUUUAGCCCGGUCAUCAUCCAGUCAAAAAACUGUACAUGUGUUGUGACAGACAGCCAACCCAGCGUCCAGGUCAUCAACAAGCUAUGCCGAGGAGAGUUUUCUGCCGACCCCGCUUUACGUCUUUCCUAAUCGCUCUCUGUAGAUAUCAACUGAGUCUGCAACACCUCGCAGGCAGUGCAAAUUUACCCUCUGACUUUGCCAGCCGAAACACUUCUGACCGAAAUGCACCCCUUUGUGUAAUCUGCUCCUUCAUUCUUGAAACUGAGAAUUCUAUCGUAAUACUUAGUGUGUUUUUCCAAGACAUUGAGAGAAUGGCAAGCAUCUACCAUUCACCAUCAGGCCCGCAUGGUUUAGUGUCCAAAAUGAGUACCCUAAUUUAUGCCACAUCUGCGCCCACCUGAAACAAGGACUGUCUGUCGAAGACAGUAACUCACAUAAAAAAGACGUAAUGCAGUAUCUGAACAUCGCUAUGAUUUCUAACGAUGGUUAGUCUUGCAACAUCAGUAACAACUGUCGCCCCUCACUGAAAUGAUCGUGGUACCAUGCUACAUUCUUGACCACCUUUCAAAGCACCAGCUUCAAAUGAUGUUACAGCGCCAGUUGCUCUUGAUAUAAUCACCGCCAUCACUUGCGUGUCAGAUUCCUGCCACACCUGCGCCUCUAAAAGUUCCAAGAUACCCUCACCAUCCAGACAUCAGAUGAUCCAACUGAAAUCGUGGGUGUGUCAUUUGCAGCUGAUGUCACCAUCCUGCUUGAAAGAAUGUAGCACCUCCUUCACUGUAUUGUGCAUAGUACCUGAUAAUAAAGGUGACACUUCUUUGUGAUGCCCUUGUCAGGCUGGUCGUAGCCCUACACCACUUGGAUGGUCCCACCGCAGUAAUACAUGUUGACCUUGCACCUGGAUUUGUCUCGCGAAUGAACACCAGUGCUCGAAGAAACCUUGGUUUUCCCAUUGAAGUCGGCCAGAUUGAACUGUCAAGAAAAUCCUGUUGUUGUAUAGGCAGUACUUGAAAACGGGUCUCUUAUGCCCAGAGCGUCGUGAGAGCCAUGUUGCUGAACUAUGGCUUGAUGUAGCUACAGUCCGUUUAAACUUGCAACUCCAAAUACAAGGCUUUCGCCGGUGAGAUUUGGAGGCAAUAAAACCAGUUCACUCACAAGCAGGUACCUGUGUCCAACAUGCAGCACAUCAUAGCAAACCACACCGACUGCCAAAGGAACCAUCCAUACGGCAAAAAAGCCAAAGGAUGCCAUGACUCAUUAAAGACUUCAGCUCCUCUAAAAGUUGGAGGUCGUAUACAUAAAAUCUGACCGGUAUGUGUCACAAGCUUGCACAAAGUACAUCAUUGCCCGCAUCGAUAGAGAGUGGUGUUUCGAUAAAAAAUUCUCUGGUUCCCAACUCCGCGACAUUGUACAAAAUCAAAUUAUCUAAGUGUUACGGUGUACUCCCAACUGUCGUACCAUCAGCUUCCCAUGAUUACGAUGGUGACUGCGGCUCUACCUUUGCAUCUCUUCUCUGUUGUUAGCCACUCGUCGCUCCACCUGAGCUACCUCGGCCACACAGUCCAGACUCUUCAGACUCCUUUCAUGCCAACCCAAGUACCCACAAGCCUUUCCUCCAGAUGUAACAAGCUACUCCCAUUCUCUGGCUCCUACAUCUACCUUGUCUUCUUCGUGCAGCUGAGAUCGCCCAAGUCACCAAUCACCGCUGGCUCAGGGUCUACACUUCCAAAGUAGGGAUUCGGACUGCCUAGGAUAAGGGGGGAUUGACUUUGUGAACUGUGAGACAAUCUGCCACUUAAUGUGGAUGGAGGUGUUGGUAUUUCUAGGAUACUUCUGCUCGUUUGUUUGUUGAAAAAAGGUGAUGCUCCAGUGGGCGUUGUUAGGCGAGCAGGUGCUCUCUUUUUUCUUGUCGUUCUUUCAUGCGCUUGCUGGCCGUAUUAUUUUAACUGAGUUGCUGCCAUUAAACCGUAACUGUUCGCUGUUCACGGGUCAUCUGUGCCUCAUUACUGGUGGUGGGUAUAGUUGGACUUUAAUGUCUAACUAAUUCACACCAUUCCUUGCCAUUGAAGCAGUUUCAAGUACUGGUUGCUUACUGUAGUUAAAAAAGUAUUUUAGUUUAACCCUUACUGCUAUUGUAGAUGUUUUGUUACUUAGAGUAGUCAAAAAACCUUGAAAAAACAUGUCAGUGAGAGCUUGAAAAUAAGUGUGAUGCAGUACUAAAUAUGAAUGUGCACAUACUUUUAAAUGACAAUUUUGACAGGAAAAAAAUCAGCCUUAGGGGGCCUUUCUUUCAGAUUCAAGGAUUACUCUGGCGAUUUCUAAGGAAGUUUUUUCUUUGUGAUGUAUUUAUUGUAAGAAUCCUUAUUCGAAAACAGUUUAUGGGGUUAAAUUAAUUAACGGCUGUUUUUUUGUGACCAGGUAUCUUUGAACAUCAUAGAAAUGGUGGCCAUCAGAAGGAAGAGAAGAAUUCUUCUGAAAAAAGGUGAGUUUAUUUAUUCACCGGGUGAUAACAUAUGACUAAACAGAACAGCAUUCACUGAGCAGGUGUGUAGAUUUUCCAUCACUGAAAAGGGAAAACGUAGAUGCAGUUAAUGUCUAGUGUCAUGGGAGAGGAAUUUCUUUUAAACAACAUAAGAGGAAAAGAGUCAGAGAAAACAUAGCUACUUCGUUAAUGUUACACCUCUUUCUCAGGCACCGCUUGCGUGGCUUAGUGGGCAAGUUCGCUUUCUUUAAAUUGAACAUAUGUCGGCCGCUUCUUCCCUGUCGUUGUUUAAUUUAGUUUGGAUGACUUAUUGAGGUGGUUUAGCUCCCGGUUGAACCUCCGUUGUCGGGCCAUUUUACUUUUUUUUCUUUAAGUUCCUAGAAAAAUUUUGACUUUUAAUUUUUUUUUGCCUUUUUUCUUCUUCUUUUUAAUCAGCAAGAGAGUUCUAUUAUUUGAGACUCUUUUCUUGGUUAAAGAAGAAAAAAAGGCGAAAAAAAAUUUUAAGUCAAAGUUUUUUCUAACAAUUCGAAGAAAAAAAAGUAAAAUGGCCCGACAACGGGGGUUCAACCGGGGGCUGAACCCCCUUGAUAAGUCACCCAAAUUAAAUUAAACGGCGGCAGGGGGGAAGCGGCCGCCUUGUGUUUAAUUUAAUGAAAGUGAGCUUAUCCACUAGGCCACGCAAGCGUUGCCUGAGAAAGAGGUGCAAAAUUAACCUAGAAGUAGGUACAGGCUCUAUUGUUCUCAGUGAAUCACGUUGAUUAGUCAUAAUUUAUUCAUUUCACGUGCGGAAUGUUUUCUUAUUUGCAAAACAAAGUCCAAAAACCUAAAACAAGUUUCUUGAAUAUUCGCAACUUCAACGGGAUCUCAAGCUACUUGCAGCGUCAAAACAUUUAAGGAGAGUAGGAUUUUAACCAGUUGGUUGUAUUAGAGUAGAAGUUCUUGAAGAGCAAUUGAGUGUGUCGGUAGAUUUAUUUUAUUCGGUGAUCACUUUUGCUAGUCAUAAUUUAUUCAUAAGCCGUGCAAAACAACUUAAAUAUUCAAAAACGAUUUGUUAUUGAGACCACGUUUUUGUCAACAAGUGUUUGACUUUAAAUUCUGUUCGAAAGAGUAUGACGAAGUACAGUGGGUAGCUUAGUGUACAAGUUAGUUCACGUUUUUUUGUUACGCUUUUACAUCAUUUUCAGGUGCAGCGUUGUGAAGACUCCAUGGCUACAGAAACCUAUUUACAGUAUGGAUCGCGAAGAAGAAAAGCGUUGUGAAUUGUUAUUAAAGUUUGAUACAUUUUAA
This is a messenger RNA of Porites lobata, 3993 nucleotides long. NCBI's taxonomy places the organism in Eukaryota, Metazoa, Cnidaria, Anthozoa, Scleractinia, Poritidae. The record is from the annotation of a GenBank genome assembly.